ACGUCUAUAUUUCUAACGCCCAUUGCGUUUUAUGGUGAUAACAGGGUUUUAUCGAGCGAUGUUUCGCUAAUAGCGCGCGUUGCUACAUAACCUAGCCCGCAAAACAAACGCGUAACGUUAAUUCUCGCCGUUUAGGGACAGAAAGGUUUUUUAUACAACGUUUGUCGAUGUCGCAUGUCAAUGGCGAUUAAAUAAUUGAUACCACGAUGGCAGGGAAGGCCCAGGUAUUGUAUGACUUCACCGCCGAGCCUGGCAACAAUGAGCUUUCUGUUCAAGAGGGUGAAGUACUCACCAUCACUAACCAGAAUGUUGGAGGUGGCUGGGUAGAAGCCCGAAACUCCAGAGGAGACGUAGGCCUGGUUCCAGUAGACUAUAUUGAGCUCAACCCUAGUUCCUCAAAUGCAGUGACGACGCAGUACAACAAUGCUUACAAUCCUGGUCACAACAACAGCUCAGCAAAUACGCAGGGGGUGAAUGGAAAUGAAGCUUUGACUGCCACAGCAUGGUCCAAUAACUCCUCUGCAGACAACUGGAACUACAAUGAACAGGAGCCAGCUGGAAAUAAUGGUUCUGUCUAUUCCUUUGAUGAUGAAUGGGAUGAUGAUUCUGAUGAUGGAAAGUCCACAGCCGGUUACGGUGGCACUCAGACAGAGGAAGGUGGAACCAUGCAGCGGGGUGGGGCUCACCCCACAAUGAAAAUCAAGUUUCCAGGGUUCUCCAAGACCCCAAAUCCAGAAGUGUAUUUACUUACAAAACACAUAGCUAAAGGAAAUGAUACACUUCCGAUAUAUCCGGGUGAGGUGGGUCCAGUUUGGUUGUACUCACAAAUUCAAUUAGACUGUGUGGUGGCCGAUCCCAAAAAGGGUUCAAAAAUGUACGGUCUGAAGAGCUACAUCGAAUACCAAGUCACACCUAAUACUACAAACAGACCUGUCAAUCACAGAUACAAACACUUUGAUUGGUUAUAUGAGAGGCUGGUGGAGAAGUUUGCCUGUGCUCUCCCCAUCCCAAGUCUGCCGGACAAACAAGUUACAGGUCGAUUUGAAGAUGAAUUUAUUAAAAUGCGCAUGGAGCGGCUGCAGGGCUGGAUGUCUCGGAUGUGCCGACAUCCAGUGAUUUCAAACAGUGAAGUUUUUCAACUUUUCCUGAACUACAAAGAUGAGAAGGAUUGGAAACUAGGAAAGCGGAAGGCAGAGAAAGACGAAACUGUGGGUGUGAAAAUUUUCUCCAUCAUGGAUCCAGAGCUUCCAGAGCUUGAUCCAGUUCAAGUGGAACAGAAGUGUGAAACGUACAGUCAGUUUGCUAGAUCUAUGGAUAACAGUGUUAAAGAGCUGCUGGCUGUUGGUAACCUACAUUGGAAGAGAUGUACAGGCCCAUUGCAAAAGGAAUAUCGGCAGAUAGGAAAAGCAUUUCAGAACAUGUCUUCAGUUUUCAACACCAGUGGAUACCCAAGGGAAUCGACUCUUACUGAGGCAUUAACUGCAACAGGAAAGACGUAUGAGGAAAUAGCAGAGAUUGUUGCUGGACAGCCAAAAAAAGAUCUACACUUCCUAAUGGAAACAAACAACGAAUAUAAGGGACUACUGGGCUGUUUCCCUGACACGAUAGGAGUUCACAAGGCUGCCAUUGAUAAAGUUAAAGAAGCAGACCAUUUGGUGGCGCUGAACAAGAUUAGCCAACAAGACAAGCACACGAUGGAGAAGAAUCUUAGCACCAUGUCUUACGCAUUACAGGCGGAGAUGAAUCACUUCCAUAGCAACCGUAUCUAUGAUUACAACAGACUGAUGCAGUUCUACCUGGAAGAACAGGUGAAAUUCUAUGAGACGAUUGCAGAAAAGCUGAAGAAAGCUCUCGGACAAUAUACUACCAUGUGAGGACGCGCCGUCAAACCGGGUCGGUUUCAUGAAACUUCAAACAUACGGCUGCUGCUUGUGCUUUUUAACCCUAAUUCACAAUUAACCAUCUUUUUCCACUUAACAAAAUAAAUGACUUAUUUUGUAAUGAUAUAUACAGUAAGAUGAAAUCAUUAACCAAACAUUUUAUUAAGAGAGUGAAUGUGAACUGUUACUGCGGCUAACACGCUCCUGUAUAAAAAUAUAAGGUCUCUCAGGGACACAUGCGAGUAUGCUCAGGCUGAGCCUUCUACCAAAUUACUUUAUUAACUUUUUAAAUAAAUUGAUGUGAUUUUAUUUUCUGGUAGUGUGUGAUGGUGAACAAGUCGGAUGUUUAGAUGUGGUAUGUUUUAGAUAAAAGCAGUAUGGUCAUAUAUUUACCUGUGGUAAUAUGUUCUAUGCAAAAAAUCUAAAAAUGUCUGUGUCUCAUGUAAAAUAUUUGUUUUUAACAAGCCCUUUCAAUGUAAUAAAUCUGUCUUUAUACCUUU
Misgurnus anguillicaudatus (oriental weatherfish) is the source of this 2380-nucleotide messenger RNA. It is a transcript of the gene snx9a, whose product is annotated as sorting nexin 9a. Gene Ontology annotation, molecular function: phosphatidylinositol binding; protein binding. NCBI's taxonomy places the organism in Eukaryota, Metazoa, Chordata, Actinopteri, Cypriniformes, Cobitidae. Gene Ontology annotation, cellular component: cytoplasmic vesicle; plasma membrane. Gene Ontology annotation, biological process: mitotic cell cycle; mitotic cytokinesis; intracellular protein transport. The record is from RefSeq and is a predicted model, not a curated record.